Messenger RNA from Trametes versicolor FP-101664 SS1, 863 nucleotides. Its product is annotated as short-chain dehydrogenase/reductase SDR. Bases 1 to 774 code for a protein of 257 amino acids. The transcript is spliced from 7 exons. The record is from RefSeq and is a predicted model, not a curated record. NCBI's taxonomy places the organism in Eukaryota, Fungi, Basidiomycota, Agaricomycetes, Polyporales, Polyporaceae.
AUGUCCUCUCGUCCUAUCAUCGUUAUCGCUGGUGUCGGGAACGGUUCAGGUACCCGUGUGUUUUCAAAGGCCGGAUAUCGCGUAGCGCUCAUCGCCCGCGGCCCGGACAGGCUCCAGAAGGCCACCGACUCCGUCAACCAGGCCGGCGGCGAGGCCGUCGCGUUCCCCGUCGAGUCGUACAGCUACAAGGCGAUCACGGACGUCUUCGCCACCAUCCGUGCACACCAGUGGAAGGAUGCGUCCGGGGCCCCGCCGGAGAUCCGGGCCGCACUCUGGAACGCGGGCGCGGGUGUGUGGAAGCCCUUCCUCCAGGUGACCGAGGAGGAUCUCGCGGCGACGGUGGAGACGAACAUCACUGGAGCGUUUGCGUUUGCGCACCAGGUUAUCGAGGCGUUCAAGAAGAACGAGGUCGAUGAGCUCGGGAAGCGCGGCACACUCAUCUUCACGGGUGCGACGGCAAGCAUCCGUGGAAAUGUAACGACCAGCGGGUUCGCCACGGGCAAGUUCGCCCUUCGUGCGCUCAGCCAGAGCCUGAACAAGGAAUUUGGGAAAGAGAACAUCCAUGUCGCGCACUCCAUCAUCGACGGAGGGAUCCUGACUGACCUGUCGCUCUCGCGCCGCACCGACCCCGCGGCCCACAAGGCAUACAAGGAGGACGCGAACACCCGCCUCGACCCUGAGAGCAUCGGCAAGAGCUACCUCUACCUCGCCAACCAGGACAGGUCGGCGUGGACGUGGGAGCUCGAUCUCCGCCCCGCCCACGAGAAGUGGUGAAGACGGAAAUGACGAUAACGUUGCGUGUACCAGUACUUAGGACGACAUGCUGUGUCGGUGUAUGAGUGAAUGUAUCGGAUAUCUGGGCC